Cylicocyclus nassatus is the source of this 2218-nucleotide messenger RNA. NCBI's taxonomy places the organism in Eukaryota, Metazoa, Nematoda, Chromadorea, Rhabditida, Strongylidae. The record is from the annotation of a GenBank genome assembly.
UCAGAUGUCUACAUAGAGGCUCCUUCCCCGGCUUCGACGCUGGGCUUCGUAGAAUAGUUCACGAUUCGGUGUUCAUAUAUCCUCUACGUAAUGCUUCCUUUGUACAAAAGUCGACGAAAAGUACGGAAAUUUCUUCAAUAUCUGCUUCUUUUGCUCGGAUUUCUACUGAUAUGGUGCACGUUGACGAUUGUUAUUCUCUAUAUACAAGAUGCGUUUUCGAACCCAACAACACCCCGGAAAGAAGAUCAUCGAAACAGCAGAGCUGUACAGGUUGUUGUCGGUCAUUAUAAUGGCAAUCUACCGCAGGAGAAAUUAAGAAACCUGACUGAUGAAGAAAUCAACGCCAAUAAUUUCAAUCCGAUUGGUUGGGGUGAAGGCGGCAAGGCAGUGAGAUUGUCAAGAGACGAAGAAAUUCUAUCCGAUGAGACAUUUUCUAUAAAUCAGUUUAGUCUAUUCAUCAGUGACCGUAUCGCCCUGAACAGAUCGUUGGGUGACUACCGUAAGCCAUCUUGCCGCAUCAAGAAAUACAGAAAUGUUUCCGAGCUACCGACAACAUCCGUAAUAAUCGUCUACCAUAACGAAGCCUAUUCCACGCUUUUACGCACUGUACAAAGUGUAGUCGACCGAUCUCCACGUGCUGUUCUGGCUGAAGUCAUACUUGUUGAUGAUUAUUCAAAUAGAACUUUUCUGAAAUAUCCUGUGCUGGACGAGGCGGUGAAAAUUUAUCCGGUACCAGUGAAAAUUAUAAGAACAAAACAACGAGUAGGACUGAUAAGAGCAAGGCUCAUGGGAGCGCAGGAAGCUGAAGGCGAAGUGUUAACAUUCCUUGAUUCGCACUGUGAAUGCACUGAAGGUUGGCUGGAACCAUUACUGGACAGGAUUAGGGAUGACCGAAAAGCUGUCGUAUGUCCGGUUAUUGACGUAAUAAACGAUCGUACAUUUCAAUACCAAAAAGGAAUUGACAUGUUUCGCGGUGGUUUCAACUGGAACCUUCAGUUCAGAUGGUACGCAAUGCCGACCGAAAUGGCUAAACAACGACUACAGGAUCCGAGCUCACCGAUACCAUCACCAACAAUGGCUGGCGGCCUGUUUAGUAUAGAUCGUCAUUACUUUGAAGAACUUGGAACGUACGAUCAUGGAAUGGAUAUUUGGGGUGGCGAGAAUCUGGAAAUAUCUUUUCGAAUUUGGCAAUGCGGUGGACGAGUGGAGAUUCUUCCAUGCUCACAUGUUGGCCAUAUAUUCCGGCAUGUAUCUCCACAUGACGUUCCAGGGAGUUCAAGUGUCAAGGUUCUUGAUAGCAACAUGGUACGUGUAGCAGAAGUGUGGAUGGACGAAUGGAAGUACCUGUUUUACAAAGUAGCACCACAAACCGCAAAACUUCGAACCAAAGUCGAUAUGAGCGAACGAAUGGAACUUCGACGUAGACUGCAUUGUAAAAGCUUUCGAUGGUAUCUCGAAAACGUCUUCACCGACCACCACUUGCCAAUGGAUGGAGAUUUCUUUGGAAGGAUUGCCAUAGGGUCCAAACCCUAUUGUUUGGUAAACCGACCUGGUGAACCGGGUACGAAGAAACAUCGCCUAGAUGUGUCGCCUUGCACGUUAGGAUUCGAUCAUUGGCAGUUCUGGAUCUAUAGCACGGAUGGAAGGCUAAAAUCUGAUGAGCACAUGUGUCUUUCGGCUACUCAAGUCGUUCACACCAGCAAUGAAUGGACGGUACAGCUGAAGGAAUGUGCUGGUUAUGACAUGGAGUACUGGGACUACAAUCGACGGAGACAAACCUUCAUACAUAGGAAGAGCGGUUAUUGUCUCACUCAGCGAGGUCUUGGCAUGGAAACGUUGAAUGAUCUAUCACCGCCUACUUUGUCAUAUUGUGGUCGAGGAGUGGAAGAACAGAUGUGGACGUUGAAGUCGGUGGAAUGGAGACCGGACACGUUAUAAAGGCAUCUCUGAAGAAGUUUUGUUGACAACAUAGUGCAACUUUUUCCUUUUUGUUUACCCUGUUGUUUACAUAUGUUUAUUCAGCAUUUAAUCGACAGCUUAGCAUCUUUAAUCGUAAGCUAGUACACAAUGAUUCUUUAUCAACAGCAUUAACUACUUGCCAUUAAAUUACGACUUUAAAAAUUUCUAGCCAUGGCUUGCCUUAUUUUACUCGUGGGUUUAAUGUAUCGGUGGUGAAACGAUUGUGAUGAUGUUUUGUGUUUUUUAUAUUGUUCUGGGU